AUGAAGGUUCAAAUUGCGUUAGUGAAAGACUAUCAUUUAUCGAAGAGUCGAGCCGUCGUUUUUAUCGGAUACUGCGUUCUCGAUUGGUCGGGUGCACGUCUGUUGUCGGCAUUUCUCAUCAACGGUGUAUUGGUUGUGAUGGUCUGUCACGAUCGUCGGGAAUGUAAUCUCGUCCGUCACUCGACGAUCAGAGAACUGAUUUCGGAAAUCGCAUCAUGUCAAGGUUGUCAUCUCGCGGACACCGUGUCAAACAAACGUCGCAUCAGUCGAUUUCAAUACAUGUCAUUGACACAUCAUAUUGUUUGA
Molecule: messenger RNA, 306 nt
Organism: Acaulospora morrowiae
Lineage: Eukaryota; Fungi; Glomeromycota; Glomeromycetes; Diversisporales; Acaulosporaceae
Source: the annotation of a GenBank genome assembly